CACCGACGGCUGACCGUCUCUUCCUCCCUUCCUCCUCUGUUCGCCGUCACGCCAACGGACCUACAAUAGAUCACCCCCUUCCUUCACCGCUGGUCUUGAAGUCCGACGCCAUACCCUACUCCUCCUCACGUCUGGCAUAGUCAUGUCUCCCGAGACGCCCUCCCGGGAUCCAGAACCCGCGGCGGCGGCGGCGACCGUAGCCGCCGAAGCGCCGGUCACUGUCGGAGGGAAGCAAGGAGGUCUCCUCCACGAUCUAUCCUUCUCGGUCUUGAAGACUCGGGGCGGUCAUCGAGUCGUCCGCUGCAUGGACAAGGAGAACGUCGGAGCCGCCGGCGCCCCACGAUUGUCGGACCUCUCUGAGACUUCCAGCCCGCGGAUCCGUCUCCCUUCGAGCAGGGUUCGUGACCUUGGGGUCGAGGAGGUCAGGGAACGGCUGUUGGUUCACCUCCGAGAGGCUGCUGACCGGAUGAAGCUAGUGCUACCCGAGGGCUAUGGCGACGACGUGCCGGCGCCGGCGAAGGAGGAGAUGCCGCAUCGCGAGGCUUCCGACGCGUCGACGGAUCUUCCAUGGAAUCUGAGAACCAGGCACCGAGUCGCCAGGGAGAUCGAGCGGCACCGAUAUGGGUCGCCGCCGCCUCCCACGACGACGGCGAAGAGGGAGGUCUGGCUGAGGUCGGAUGAUCCGAAGAAGAAGGAGCGGCCCAGAUUCUCGAUCUCGCUUACGAGGGAGGAAAUCGACGAGGACAUCUACGCCGUGACCGGGUGCAGGGCUCGCCGCCGGCCAAGAAAACGACCGAGGGUGGUCCAAAAGCAGCUCGAGGCGCUGUUUCCCGGCUCAUUUCUGUCGGAGAUCACCGCCGACGCCUACAGGAUUCUAGACGAGCGGUAACGUCACCGCGAGCGACGCGACGCGACUCUCCUAUUCAUUUCGUGGUGCCGUAGGAUUCUCCUGAGAAAACUCCACCAUUUGUUCGAAGAAUGGAAACCCUCUUUGCCUCAGAACAAUUCAUCGUGUAAUCGCGCUGCGCUCUGCCUAGUGGUCCCAACGGCCACCUAAUACCUGCUUCAAUUGGGUGAGUAAUGAUGGCAAUGUCCGAGAUAACUUGAGAUUUCUUUUCAAUAUAGCGUCUCUCUUUGAUUCCCUUGUUUACUUACAUGGACUUAGUUUACUAACUAAUUUUGUGUGCUGGAA
This is a messenger RNA of Zingiber officinale, 1192 nucleotides long. RefSeq lists its product as uncharacterized. The coding region runs from base 143 to 889 and encodes 248 amino acids. The record is from RefSeq and is a predicted model, not a curated record. The transcript is spliced from 2 exons. NCBI's taxonomy places the organism in Eukaryota, Viridiplantae, Streptophyta, Magnoliopsida, Zingiberales, Zingiberaceae.